AUGCCUAUCAGCAGGAACAAGCUUGUUUUACUACUAGGAAUAAUCUGUUUGGAACAAGGAAAAUGUGCAACGCUCUCUCUCCCCAAUGCUCCCUCCUGUGGGCAGAGUCUUGUUAAGCCACAUCUUUGGAAUUAUUUUAACAUUUUCAGUCGUAUUGUUGGUGGAAGCCAGGUGGAGAAAGGUUCCUAUCCCUGGCAGGUAUCUCUGAAACGAAAGCAGAAGCAUAUCUGUGGCGGAACCAUCAUCUCUCCACAAUGGGUGAUCACAGCUGCUCACUGCGUAGCAAACAGAAAUAUUGCAUCAACUUUGAAAGUUACUGCUGGAGAACAUGACUUGAGCCAGACAGAACCAGGAGAGCAAACCCACACCAUUGAAAACAUCAUCAUACACCCAAAUUUCACCACCAAGAAACCAAUGGACUAUGAUAUUGCCCUUUUGAAGAUGUCUGGAAACUUCCAUUUUGGCGAGUUUGUGGGGCCCAUGUGUCUUCCAGAGCCAGGGGAGCGAUUUGAGGCUGGAUUUAUUUGUACAACUGCAGGCUGGGGCCGAUUGACAGAAGAUGGCCUCCUCCCACAAGUCCUACAGGAAGUAAACCUGCCCAUUUUGACCCAGGAAGAGUGUGCAGCAGCUCUGUUAACUCUAAAGAAGCCUCUCAGUGGGGGAACCUUUCUCUGCACAGGCUUCCCCGAUGGAGGAAGGGAUGCAUGUCAGGGAGAUUCAGGUGGUUCCCUCAUGUGCCGGAAUAAGAAAGGAACCUGGACUCUGGCUGGUGUGACUUCCUGGGGCAUGGGCUGUGGUCGAGGCUGGAGAAGCAAUGCAGAGAAAAAUGAUCGAGGAUCCCCUGGGAUCUUCACAGACCUUAGUAAAGUGCUUCCUUGGAUCUACAGACACAUCCAAACUGAGAAUUGGAGAAAGAGCUCCAGAGCCUCAUGCAGUGAGCACGAUGGUGUGGUCAGAAGGUCAGAGGGAGAACUGCACUUCCCAGAAAACCCCCACCUAUAUUAUGAGAGCAACCAAUCAUGUGUCUGGACUCUGUUAGUACCAGAGAAAAUGCAUGUGUUGCUCAGUUUUUCCCACUUGGAUGCAGAGUCUUGUCACCACAAUUACCUGUCAAUACAUUCUUUAGGAGACAGACUUAUUGGAAAAUUCUGUGGAGAAAGUCUCUUUUCAUCUGUUUGCAUUGGCUCUGACUCUAUAAGGCUGAAGUUCAUCUCUGAUAUGACAGAUUAUGCUACUGGGUUCAAUCACAAAGCUCUUAAACCAAACUAUCUUCCUGAUUCAGGUUGUGGUUCCUUAGUUGUCCUUUUUGAAGAGAGCCUCAUACAGAGUCUUCACUAUCCUGAAAACUACAGUAACACGGCUAACUGUAACUGGAUUUUUCAAGCCCUGAAACAUUAUCUAAUUAAGCUUUCAUUUCAGAGUCUGGAAAUAGAAGACAGUGGAGACUGCACUACUGACUAUGUGACCGUGCACAGGGAUGUGGAAAGGAAGAAGGAAAUAGCUCGGUUGUGUGGCUUUACGUUCCCUGCCCCUGUGCUGAGCUCCUCCCGUGUAAUGUUCAUCAGUUUCCAAUCAGAUGAAAACAUGACCUUCAGAGGCUUCCAGGCUACAAUCUCCUUCAUUUCUGAAACAGUACACCCAGAUUUAAACACUUCCACAUCAGAGGAUGAGUCAGCGCUUCUGGAGAAUACAUGGAAUGUACUACCUGAAGAAACUAUCAUUUCUGGUAAGCUGGUCUGGGGAAUGUGA
Messenger RNA from Orycteropus afer afer, 1749 nucleotides. It is a transcript of the gene OVCH2, whose product is annotated as ovochymase 2. Gene Ontology annotation, molecular function: serine-type endopeptidase activity. The record is from RefSeq and is a predicted model, not a curated record. Gene Ontology annotation, biological process: proteolysis. Lineage: Eukaryota; Metazoa; Chordata; Mammalia; Tubulidentata; Orycteropodidae.